Messenger RNA from Exophiala xenobiotica, 240 nucleotides. RefSeq lists its product as uncharacterized. The record is from RefSeq and is a predicted model, not a curated record. Bases 1 to 240 code for a protein of 79 amino acids. NCBI's taxonomy places the organism in Eukaryota, Fungi, Ascomycota, Eurotiomycetes, Chaetothyriales, Herpotrichiellaceae. The transcript has a single exon.
AUGACCACGCAUGAGGCUACCCGAUCUGAUCCUGGCGCUGUCAUCCAAGCAGCACCGAAUCGAAAACGGGUGCUCGGCCACAGACUCAACCCACAGUUCUUCCCGACGACGGAGCUCCUUGUUAAACGGCCUCGCCGCGUAACGAAGGAGACGUGGAAGGCAAGGGAGGCCAGAGAGGCAAGGGAGGCACUUGAGGAAGUGGAGGCGAAGCGGUCUCAGACCUCUUUGGAUCGGUAUUGA